GGGGGGGCGGGGCGCAGGCGCGGAGCGUCCCGCAGUGGGCGCCGGGGCAGCCGGGCUCCUGCGUUCUCCCGCCGCAAGCGUUCGGUUCCCGGCGGGCUAACGGCGUCUAGCCGAGGCCGGGACGCUCCCAGCGUGGCGUAAGAGUCCUGUUGCACCGCGACAGUCCCGCCGAUCGGGUUCCUUGCGGAGUCUUCGACUUGUUCGAGACCCGAUGGCCAAAAGAAAGGAAGAUAAUUUCUUCUCUCCUGAAAAUGCCAAAAGACCAAGACACGAAGAGCUGGAGGAUUUUGAUCACGAUGACGAUGGUACUUCUACUUUGACUGCAGCAGACGUUGGAAUAAUUGAGAGCAUUCAGCUAAAAAACUUCAUGUGCCAUUCGAUGCUUGGACCCUUUAAAUUUGGUUCUAAUGUCAAUUUUGUGGUUGGCAACAAUGGAAGUGGGAAGAGUGCAGUACUUACAGCUCUCAUAGUUGGUCUUGGUGGAAAAGCAGUCGCCACUAAUAGAGGAUCUUCUUUAAAAGGUUUUGUGAAAGAUGGACAGAACUCAGCAGAUAUCUCAAUAAAAUUGAGGAACAGAGGUGAUGAUGCCUAUAAAGCAAAUGUGUAUGGCGAGUCCAUAAUUGUGCAACAGCACAUCAGCAUGGAUGGAAGUCGGUCCUAUAAACUGAAAAGCUCAACAGGCACCGUGGUUUCUACCAAGAAAGAAGAGCUGAUUGCAAUUCUUGACCAUUUUAACAUACAGGUGGAUAAUCCGGUUUCUGUUUUAACACAAGAGAUGAGCAAGCAGUUUUUGCAGUCUAAAAAUGAUGGAGACAAAUACAAAUUCUUCAUGAAAGCAACCCAACUUGAACAGAUGAAGGAAGAUUAUUCAUACAUUAUGGAAACAAAAGAAAGAACAAAGGAUCAGAUAAGUCAAGGAGAAGAGCGACUCGCUGAACUGAAGCACCAGUGUUUAGAGAAAGAAGAACGUUUUCAAAUUAUUGCUGGUUUGAGUACAAUGAAGACUGAUUUAGAACAAUUGAAACGUGAAAUGGCUUGGGCAGUGGUCAAUGAAAUUGAAAAACAGUUGAAUGCUGUCAGAGAUAAUGUCAAAAUUGGAGAAGAUCGUGCUGCCAGACUUGACAGGAAAAUGGAAGAACAGCAGGUGAAGCUUAAUGAAGCAGAAAAAAAAUACAAGGAUAUUCAAGAUAAACUGGAAAAGAUUAGCGAUGAGACAAAUGCACGAGCACCAGAAUGUAUGGUAUUGAAGGAAGAUGUUAUUGCUAAGAAAAGGGCCUAUAAUGAAGCUGAGGUUUCAUAUAACCGUUCCCUAAAUGAGUGUAAGGCGUUAAAGAAAGAUAAUGAGCAGCUUUGUAAAAGAAUUGAAGAACUAAAAAAAAGUGCCGAUCAAUCUUUGGAACCUGAGCGGUUGGAAAGGCAAAAAAAAAUAUCUUGGUUAAAAGAGAAAGUAAAGGCCUUACAAGAUCAAGAAAGUUCAGUCAAUCAAGAGAUCGAUCAGUUUCAGCAAGCCAUAGAAAAGGACAAAGAAGAAUACAGUAGAAUUAAGAGAGAAGAAUUAGAUGUGAGGCAUACACUGAGCUAUAAUCAGAGGCAACUGAAAGAAUUGAAAGAUAGUAAAACUGAUCGACUGAAACGAUUUGGCCCUCACGUUCCAGCUCUUCUUGAAGCAAUAGAUGAGGCUUAUAGACGUGGGCAAUUUACCUACAAACCUGUAGGCCCCUUAGGAGCCUGCAUUCAUCUCCGGGACCCUGAGCUUGCACUGGCGAUUGAGUCUUGCUUGAAAAGCCUUCUGCAGGCCUACUGCUGCCAUAACCAUGCUGAUGAAAGAGUACUGCAGGCGCUGAUGAGAAAGUUUUACUUACCAGGGACCUCACGGCCCCAGAUAAUAGUAUCUGAGUUUCGGCAUGAGAUGUAUGAUGUAAGACACAGAACUGCCUAUCAUCCCGAGUACCCAACAGUUCUGACAGCUUUAGAAAUAGAUAAUGCAGUUGUUGCAAAUAGCCUGAUUGACAUGAGAAGCAUAGAGACAGUGCUCCUAAUCAAAAGUAAUUCUGUAGCUCGUGCCGUAAUGCAGUCCCAAAAGCCCCCCAAGAAUUGUAGAGAAGCUUUUACUGCUGAUGGUGACCAGGUUUUUGCAGGACGUUAUUACUCAUCUGAAUAUACAAGACCUAAAUUCCUAAGCAGAGAUCUGGAUUCGGAAAUAAGCGACUUGGAGAAUGAGGUUGAAAAUAAGAAGGCCCAGAUAUUAAGUCUUCAGCAACACUUGUCUGCCCUGGAAAAGGAUACUAAACGCAAUGAGGAAUAUCUUAGACAGUGCCAGCUACAUUAUAAAGAGUUAAAGAUAAAAAUAAGAAAAUGUAUUUCCGAAAUUCGGGAACUUGAGAAUAUAGAAGAACACCAGUCUGUAGAUAUUGCAACCUUGGAAGAUGAAGCUCAAGAAAAUAAAAUAAAAAUGAAAAUGGUUGAGGAAAACAUGGGACAACAAAAAGGAACUAUGGAGUAUCUGAAAAGCCUGAAAAUAGAAGCAGAAAACAAGUAUGAUGCAAUUAAAUCGAAAAUUAACCAGCUGUCAGAGCUAGCAGAUCCACUUAAGGAUGAAUUAAACCUUGCUGAUGCUGAAGUGGAUAACCAAAAGCGAGGGAAGCGGCAUUAUGAGGAAAAACAAAAAGAGCACUUGGACACGUUAAAUAAAAAGAAACGAGAACUGAAUAUGAAAGAAAAAGAACUAGAGGAGAAAAUGUCACAAGCAAGACAAAUCUGCCCAGAGCGUAUAGAAGUACAAAAAUCGGCAUCAACGCUAGACAAAGAAAUUAAUAGAUUAAGACAGAAGAUACAGGCAGAACGUGCGAGUCAUGGCGACCGAGAGGAGAUAAUGAGGCAGUACCAAGAGGCAAAAGAAAACUAUCUUGAUCUGGAUAAUAAAGUGAAGACUUUAAAAAAGUUUAUCAAAUCACUGGAAGAAAUAAUGACCCAUAGAUACAAAACAUACCAACAAUUUAGAAGGUGUUUGACUUUACGAUGCAAAUUGUACUUUGACAACUUAUUAUCUCAGAGGGCCUAUUGUGGAAAAAUGAAUUUUGACCACAAGAAUGAAACUCUUACUAUAUCAGUUCAGCCUGGAGAGGGAAACAGAGCUGCUUUCAACGACAUGAGAGCCUUAUCUGGCGGCGAGCGUUCCUUCUCCACGGUUUGCUUCAUUCUCUCUCUCUGGUCCAUUGCUGAGUCUCCUUUCAGAUGCCUGGACGAGUUUGAUGUCUACAUGGAUAUGGUUAACCGGAGAAUUGCAAUGGACAUGAUCCUGAAGAUGGCAGAUUCCCAGCGUUUCAGACAGUUUAUCUUGCUUACUCCUCAAAGCAUGAGCUCACUUCCGUCAAGUAAAUUGAUUAGAAUUCUUCGAAUGUCUGAUCCUGAAAGAGGACAAAGGACAUUGCCUUUUCAACCGGUGACUCAAGAGGAAGAAGAAAAUUGAAGUUGAUUUGUAACUUAAUAUGCCAUGUCUUCACAUUGAAAGAUUUGUAGAGGGAAAAAAAUUCAGGGCUAUUUGAUUGAAUAAAAUGAAACAAAAGAUAUUCUAAAAUAAAAGAGAUUCCUUUAUAUAGCUAACCACAAUAAAAUAUGUAAAUAAGCCUAAAAAACCAACUACAACAAGCAAUUUAAAAUUACUGUUACUUUACUUUGAGAAAAUCAGUUUCAUAGUACUGGUUUUAAAUCUUUUUAAGUUUGUGUCUUUGUUUUAUUUUUAACCAUCUACUUUUAUAGAUUCUUUUUCAGAAGUAAAAUUUUGUACAUAUGUACAUGUACAUAUCUGUUUCAUUUGGUAUUUCAUUCUAUAGUAUUUUGUAAGAAUUAAAAUAAAAGUUUGCGUACCUGAUUCUAUUUAGUUUUGCUUUUCCAGAAUUCUGCAUUCUCAUUGCAGGGGGUGGGGUGCAGAGCCUGCAGAUGGGGACCAGUUCACAGUGGAUUUUUUUGUCUGGUUUCUGCUUAUUAAUUAUGGGAGACUUACACAGAACUUUAAAAAAUCUGGUCAGAGUCCCUGCACAGGUGUUUUUUAACCUAGAGAUACUGUAGAUUUGGCAGCACUUCUAAUUACUGUGUUUCAUCAAAUCUAACAUGCUGUCUAUAAGAUACGGACGAAACACUAAAGCACCGCCCUUUCAGACAAUGCCUUUCUCUCGGUCCUUUAACUGUCGUCCACUCAGCUAAGUGUCUAGCCCGGGUCAGGACUGGGUUAUGACACGGUUCUGCACCUUGGCCUGCAGCAUGCUUGCCUGGCUUAAAGUCCAGUUUUCAAUCCAGGCGCACACAAGCCCUGGCUCAGCGGACAGGACACAGGCCAGAAGGACACUGCGGACCCAGCCAAGGUGGGACGGAGGGGGCUUCCACUGGACAAGGAAAGGACCAGGAGCCAGAGGCCCGCCUGUUGAUGGUGAGCUGGCAUCAAUUAUAAGACACAUCCUGAUUACAGAGUUGUUGAAAAACAUGCUUCUUAGAAUGAUAAAAUAUAGUGUAUGGAAGAAAUGGUAUUUAUGAACUUUUUUUUUAAAGAGCAUGACUAGGACUGCUGCCUUCUCUGUUUGAUGUUAGGAUUAGUGUUAAACUUUUUAAAAACAGGUGGAUAUCCAACAAGAAGCCAUCCCUAGAUUGGUAGCAAUCAAUACUUAGGAAAUUGAAAAGGAGGUGUUUUAGGGGAAAAGGCAGUAUUUUUAAAGUAGCAGCUCAUCAAUAGUUACUGUGAAAAACUGGAUUAUGUUUUUUAUUUUAGUGGAGGGAGGAAGUGUAAUUUAGCCUUAAUUGAGAUCAAUUGGCAAAUGAGAAGUCCAAAAACGUGUGCUUUUCUAAUGUAAGAAUUUACAGAAAGAGAAAAUGUAUGCUGAAUGUUUUAAACAUCCCCCAGUAACCCAUACGAAGUCUGAUUUUUUUAGUUACAUUUAUAACUAAUGUCCAUCAAAACCAUUUUAACAUACAUGUGCUUUUCAAAUAAAAAAUGAAGUAGAGUAA
Hipposideros armiger (great roundleaf bat) is the source of this 4998-nucleotide messenger RNA. It is a transcript of the gene SMC6, whose product is annotated as structural maintenance of chromosomes 6. Gene Ontology annotation, molecular function: single-stranded DNA binding; damaged DNA binding. Gene Ontology annotation, cellular component: Smc5-Smc6 complex; nucleus; site of double-strand break. The coding region runs from base 212 to 3469 and encodes 1085 amino acids. NCBI's taxonomy places the organism in Eukaryota, Metazoa, Chordata, Mammalia, Chiroptera, Hipposideridae. The transcript is spliced from 27 exons. Gene Ontology annotation, biological process: double-strand break repair via homologous recombination. The record is from RefSeq and is a predicted model, not a curated record.